Molecule: messenger RNA, 1760 nt
Organism: Lactuca virosa
Lineage: Eukaryota; Viridiplantae; Streptophyta; Magnoliopsida; Asterales; Asteraceae
Source: the annotation of a GenBank genome assembly
AUGCAUGAGUUUCCAUGUUUUGAGCCAUCCCCUCAAACUCAAACUAUACUACAUUGCCUACUUCACCACCUUCUUCAGAGAGAUAAAAGUGAAGAAGCUUUACAACUGUUUCGAUUAUCAGAGGAGAAGCCUCAUUUUUCACAUUGCUUAGAGUGGCUUCUUUUUACUGUUUUUGAAGCUGAAAUUUCCAGCCAAAAUGCAAACAGAAAUCAGUCGGUGGUUGACAUUGGGCAGACUUGUUUUCUGCUGCUGGUAGAUCAACAGACUUGUUUGAAGAAUGUUUCGAAAGGAGAUGGUAUCAGACUGGAGCUUGCUAUAUGCCUGUACAUGAUUAGGUUAUUGCAAGGCUUGAAGGGGCACCUAGGCAAGAAGAAUGCACAUGUUACUUCUGUAAAGAAUAUUCUAGACGCUAGCUACUUGAUGUCUGGGAAAGAACUCUCCAAGCUUGUUGUGUUUGUGAAAGGAGCCCAGUUUGAUCUAGUGGAAUAUUUACAAUGGAAGUGCUCGCUUGGAGAAUUUUGCUUCUGGACUCGAAUUGAUAAGCCAGAAGCUUCAAAUGGGAACCUUGCAAAGUCGGUUGGAUGCAGAAUUUCUCUUGUCUCAUAUGGACAAUUGAGUAAUUCUACAUUUAUCUCGGUUCUCAUUGAUUUGUUUCACCAUGAUAUGCGACUCUGGAAAGCAUAUAGUGCAACACCAGAGAAUAUUGGGAGUAUACAGAGUGUUGCGAUUAUUUUUCGAUCGUCGAUCUACUUCGUCAUUAUAAUGACGCGUUUGAAUCUAGAAGCUCUUGCUGCAUUGAAAAAAUUAAGAGAUAAGGGUUUUAAUAUAGGCACUUGGACAGAAGAGGGAGUUGCAGCCGCUGGUCUAAAGAUGACAACAUUUGUUGCAACUGCCAAAAAUCUUACACAGUUAGAUGACAAGAGCCUGAAUGAGAUAUUGAGGAAGGCCACUGACGAUCUGCUGUGGCUCGAUGCAUCUCAGUGCAACGAUGUUCUGUUUUCCGGAUUCUUAGAUUGGCUUAAUAAAGAAGAAGGGAAGGCUUUCCUUCAUAAAGUCGAUAGGAAAAGAUUUGUAGAGAAAACGGCCGGUUUCGAAUUGUCCUGGGCUGAUGCUGCUUGUCUGUGUGCAUUUAAGAAACAGCUUUCAGAGCUAAAUGAUAAAGUGAAAGACUAUAUGUCUGACAAAAACAAACACCUUGCAAUCCAGAAGGUUAAUGCUUUGAAGGGCUCAUUGCAGCCUGCAGGUGCAUAUGUCAUGAUGAGUGAUGGUGAUUUAGGCAAAGCAUGCAUGGCUUUGCAAAAGGAGAAGGACCCAAAUGCAGCUUCCAAUGAUGCUGCAUUGGAGUAUACUGCGUAUGCUGAAGGGCUUGGGGUCACUGUAGAUCCCGAAGUUUUGCAGUUGUUAGAAAUGGUCUCUCUUUGCAGAAUGAAGCUGAAGAGAAGUAUAAGUGAGAGAGGGCGAGGACAAGGGCAAAAGCAAAAGCAAGGGCAAGGACAAAAGCAAGGGCAAGGGCAAGGUUCAGGUGUUCUCCAGCUGGAGUGGGGCAGGGAAAACGAAGACGAAGCUGAGCAACCAGAGCCUGCACUGGUAGGAUGAAAUUGAAAGAGCGGAUAAUGAAUGCUGUAUAGGAUUUGAUUGUUGUUUGGUUGUAUUCUUUGCUCUUAUUGGCUAUUUUGAAUGCUGUAAGUAGUCAUUUGUUCAAAAGAAUUAGCACGUUGAUUGGUUGACAUGGAUUGAAAAUGAUACUACCAGGUUACAAC